GCCUCGGAGCGUGAGCGGUGGCACGCAGGAAGAGGCGUGGCCUCGAGGCGCUGACGUAUUUCCGGUUCCGGUCUCUCCCUUUCUCUCUCGCAGCGAGGCCGCGGAAGCGAACAGCGCCAAGAUGCAGAUCUUUGUGAAGACGCUGACAGGCAAAACCAUCACCUUGGAGGUGGAGCCCAAUGACACCAUUGAGAACGUCAAGGCCAAGAUCCAGGAUAAAGAAGGGAUCCCCCCUGACCAGCAGCGCCUGAUCUUCGCGGGCAAGCAGCUGGAGGAUGGACGCACACUGGCAGACUACAACAUCCAGAAAGAGUCCACCCUGCACCUGGUGCUGCGCUUGCGUGGAGGCAUCAUUGAGCCUUCCCUCCGCCAGCUCGCCCAGAAGUACAAUUGCGACAAAAUGAUCUGCCGCAAGUGCUACGCUCGCCUGCACCCCCGCGCUGUCAACUGCCGCAAGAAGAAGUGCGGCCACACCAAUAACCUGCGCCCCAAGAAGAAGGUCAAGUAGAGCGGGCCCGGCCCGCGCCCCCCAAUAAAGCAGCGCAGAGCUCCU
Cuculus canorus (common cuckoo) is the source of this 553-nucleotide messenger RNA. It is a transcript of the gene UBA52, whose product is annotated as ubiquitin A-52 residue ribosomal protein fusion product 1. NCBI's taxonomy places the organism in Eukaryota, Metazoa, Chordata, Aves, Cuculiformes, Cuculidae. The transcript has 5 exons. Gene Ontology annotation, cellular component: cytoplasm; nucleus; ribosome. Gene Ontology annotation, molecular function: protein tag activity; structural constituent of ribosome; ubiquitin protein ligase binding. The record is from RefSeq and is a predicted model, not a curated record. Bases 122 to 508 code for a protein of 128 amino acids. Gene Ontology annotation, biological process: modification-dependent protein catabolic process; translation; protein ubiquitination.